AUGGAACAGCAAACUCCAAAUGACCGGCCAUAUCGGUCCCACCUCCGGCCGGCCUGUCUCCCGUGCAGGAAGCGUAAAUCGCGGUGUCAGUCUGAGGCCUCCUCCGAGACAUGUCUCAUGUGCCGGGCGCACCGCACCGACUGCGUGUUUCCCUCUGGGCCGAGUGGGACCCCGGGUGCCCGGCGUCGGCGGCAGACCCGGUCAUUCGGGGCUUCUGCUCGGCGUAGUACGGUACCCCAGUCCACUACAGACGCCUCAAUUCUUGAGCAUCCAGACUCUAACACGGAAGCGAACUCACUUCUUAAUCAAGCUUCUGUUCCGAUAUCCAACACCCCUGUUGGUGCUGCCCAGGGUUCUUCAAGAAAUCGAGAGUGGCCACCGCAUCAAGACAUUCAACAAGACGAGUCCCCCCUGGCACUAGGAUCGAACGAUGAGCAGCAACACAACCUCCACAUUGUCGGACCGGCAGUCACGUCGGACAAUCAAGUCUUGUCCGACUACCUAUCCGCAAUGCCCAGUGCAACACGAGGCUCCAGGAUGGUCAUUCCGGUGCCGGGUAAUAGAUCCCGGCCCGUCUUGUUCACCAUGGUGCAGAAGCAGCCGCUGGGGCUCGACUCGAAUCGCAGCCUUCCCGCAGAAAAGCUCCAGGUGGUUGAGAAGGUUCUGGAGCCUUUCAUGGCGGAUUUAUUAGACGUCUACUUUGAGAAGGUCAAUUCAUCCUUUCCUCUUCUAGAUGAGACGUCAUUUCGAAGGCAGUACAGUACAAACAAAGAUGGGAUAUCUCCUGCACUUCUGGCGAGUUUAUACGCGCACUCAAUGACAUUCUGGGGUAGCUCUCCCAGUCUCUCUCGCCAAAGGCGCCCUGAUGGGCGCUUCAUCUGGAACCUUGCUACAGAAGCUACUUACUCGCAGCUGUAUCGAUCUCCAGGAAUGUCAAUAAUCGAAGCAAUACUAUUGAAUGUGGGCGGUCGACCAACUACGUCCCUCAUUGGCAAUGGUGUGCUGCUUGGGUCUGCUGUAGCCAUGGUUCACUCGCUCGGAUUGAAUCACAAUCCGAUUCCUUGGGAGAUACCACAGUCUGAGAAGAAUCUGCGGAUGAGAAUUUGGUGGGCUCUACUAGUCCAUGAUAAAUGGACAAGUCUCUCUCAUGGGACACCCCCACACAUCUCAAAGACGCAAUACGACGUGCCUUCACCUACAAUAGAGAACAUCUGUGAAAAGGGUUCUUCGGCAGAGAAAGUAUUAAAAGCUUCCAUCUAUUUGGCUCUUGUUGGGUUGACCGACGUCUUGGAUCUGCACUUGAAGCACAUCUACCAGCUGAGGAAGCCGGAUGAUCUCGGAGAUGUCACUCAUCUGGAGCUCGCUCUCAACAACUGGAUCGACUCUUUAAACGACAGAGUUCGCCGAGUGAUUAUCCGAGGAACGAACCUCGACAUUCCAGGGGCACCGAAUCUGCGUUUGGCUUACCUCACUGUCCGGCUUCUGCUCCAACGGAUUGAGCUCGAGGCCGAGAAACGCAUCUCCAACGCUGGAGAUGGUCGUUUACUGAACUGCUACAUGGAAGCUCGAAGAACGUCAGAAGAGAUGCUCAUCUUGACUCAAGAGUUGCAACCUGAGCAUCUUGCUGAUUUCUGGCUACCCAGCAGUGCCUUUUCAUUCCCGGCCGCCGUGAGCUUCCUCCUAAGGUGCGCUCUGGAGACGGAGAAUUCCCCUUCUGGCCUUUCACAGAGCAACUCGUUAAAAAUUGCAUCUGAUCUUCUCACCGCUCUUCGAUCUCACAAGGAGAAGCACGCAUGGGAUCUUGGAGAUAUCUGCCUCGCGCAGCAUACCGAGGUUGUGGACAAGCUUCUGGCCAUGGUACCUGAAGACCCUGGGCCAGACGGGGCUUCAGAUUUCUCGGAAUUCGCUAUGCUUGAUCCUUCUUUUAUCGAUCAAUUCCUCCCGAGCCUAUGGGAUCCUCUGCAGAAUGCGUGGUAG
This is a messenger RNA of Fusarium vanettenii 77-13-4, 1977 nucleotides long. RefSeq lists its product as uncharacterized. Gene Ontology annotation, cellular component: nucleus. The record is from RefSeq and is a predicted model, not a curated record. The transcript has 3 exons. Gene Ontology annotation, molecular function: DNA-binding transcription factor activity, RNA polymerase II-specific; zinc ion binding; DNA binding. The coding region runs from base 1 to 1977 and encodes 658 amino acids. Gene Ontology annotation, biological process: DNA-templated transcription. NCBI's taxonomy places the organism in Eukaryota, Fungi, Ascomycota, Sordariomycetes, Hypocreales, Nectriaceae.